Molecule: messenger RNA, 12255 nt
Organism: Chroicocephalus ridibundus (black-headed gull)
Lineage: Eukaryota; Metazoa; Chordata; Aves; Charadriiformes; Laridae
Product: interferon-induced very large GTPase 1-like
Exons: 3
Coding region: 331-7623 (2430 amino acids)
Molecular function (GO): GTP binding
Source: RefSeq, a predicted model, not a curated record
GCAGAAACCCUCCUGGCUGCCUGCGAGGAGGAAGCAGCCCCACCUCGGGGGCUGGGAAAUAAAGAGAGGGUCUGGGCUGGGCUGAGGCCAGCCUGGGAGCUGCCGAGCGCCGCAGGGACACGGGGGGACCUCGCUGGAUUUUGGGCCUUUCCUUCCCGUUUUUUUCCUCCUGAAUUGUUAAGUUGGGCCCCAUCUUCUUCUUAACACCCCAUCCUUGCCUACCGGGCCUGCUGUGUGAUGCUGUGCUGUCUCAGUUGAGCUGGGGACCUUGGCUGACUGUGAUCUCUGGGAAGUCAAGCAUCUGACCAGAAGGAGCAUCUGCUGUGAGCCAUGGGUUCACAGGACGACAUAGUAGAGGAUGAUAAGAAGGCACAACUUGCUAAAAAACUACUGGCAGAAGAAUUGGAGAAGGAAGGACUGGAUGAUGCAUACUGGCUCCCCAAACUGACGGAGAUACUGGGAGUCAAGUCCAGAGAAGCCCUGAAACAUCUGCAAUAUGAAGACUACCUUAAGCUGGAGUGCAAAGUACAGCACCCCUGGGAAACAAAGGCGCUCCGAAAACUCCUGGGACUAACAGACAACAAAGCAAGUUCUGAGGAGCUGCAGAAGGAACGCUUGGAGAUGACAAAAAAGAGACAGGAAACCGCCAAGCUAGUGCUGGAGGAGCUGAAAGAAAUGCACAAGAGCCGCAGCCACAGUAUGGACGUUACGAGACAGAAAGUGGAGGCUCUGUGGAAAGCCAUGGAGAUUCCCCAAGAAUACUGGGCACCACCGGAGAAGCCAUUGGCGAGUCUGCUGGAGGGCAUCCAGAAGCAGCUGGAGCAGCAGGAGUCGUCGGUGAGCAGGGGUGAGAACGUCUCUGACAUGGAGGUCCUGAGGCGGGCAUCGGGGGGACUGGCCCUGCAGGGCAUUUACAGAACCAGCAGCGUUGCGGAUGCGCUGGCGAAGCGAGACCAGCUCAUCAGGGUUCCCGACGGAUUCAAGCUUGCUGGUCCGGAGCAAGGGUCGCUGCUUGAGAGGAAGGAGUUCUCCUCCUCUGCCGCAGAAGCCGCUUUCACCAAGUCCAUGGAGCAGCUGGGGUUCAGCAUCAGUGUUUCUGCCAAAGCCGGGUUCUGGGGGUUUAAGGCUGAACUUGAUGUAGAUCAUAGCAAGUCCUCGCAGUCAGAGGACACCCGCAAGUCCCGCUCUGAGCACAGCUACAUUUGCACCACCAAGUACCAGUACAUCCCUCUGGCCUCCUGCUACUUCCAAAAGCAUCAGCUUUGCCUCUCGGAUGCGGCCCUGCGGGAGCUACAAGACAUCGAGCACCUUUUGAGCAUCACCCAGGAAGCAGACAGGCCCAACAUGCUGAAGAGCAGGUGCGCGAGCUUCUUCAGCAGGUUUGGGUCCCACGUGAACCAGGGUCCCCUCCACUUUGGGGGGAUUUUCUGGUGGAAGGCAUCUACGGAAGGAUUCAGAGCUGAGCAGCGGGAAGAGAUGAAGCGACUGGCAUCUGAAGCACUGAACAGCUACAUCGGGGCCAGCUACAGCGGCUUCGUUUUCAGCGGGGGAGUGGGUGUGGACGUUUCAAAAUCCAGUUUAGGGGCUUCCAUUCAGGGGAGAGAUGAAAAGGGUGCCCACACAGCGGUUCAGCUCUACGUGACCAACACAGGGGGCCCACCAGGGAUGGAUUCUCUUCCUCAGUGGAAAGUGGGGCUUGUAACUAAUAAUUCAACCUGGUGUGUUAUCGACCGAGGCUUUCAGCUGAUCCCAGUGUGGGAUAUAAUCCUGUUCAAUCACAGCAGUGAUUUUAAGUCCGUCUAUCAAAUAAGCAGCAGCCUCAGGGCUGUGUACGAAGCGUUAACGAAUCACAGUGCUGGCGCCGUGUUUGGAGAGGAGCUGGUCAGCGCGGUGGAAGAGGCCAGAGCUUUCAUGGAGUGCGUGAAGGCCUGGGAGGUGGCAGUGGAUGAAAAGAAACUGCUCACGCUGAUGGAAUUGAAACAGAAUCUGAGUGAAAAAACCCAAAACCAUAGUGUCUGGAUCAAUGUAUGCCUGUCGGACAAAGCACUGCAGGAGUUCCUGGUGAACACCGUUCUGUUUUACAAGAAGUCACCUCCAGAAAACACCACCUAUAUCAAGUCUCUGUUGAGGUGCCUCCUGGAUCCUCAUGUCUAUUCUGUCAAGGACUUCCCCAGGUCUUCCUUCAUUAUGCAAUGGAUUUUCCAUAGUGAGAAUAUGCUUCCUGAAACUCCCAAUGUUUCUGAGCUUGAAGAUCUCACCAAGACACUGGUGCAAAUGAAGGAUUACAUCCAGGAAGUCACCUACGCACCAGAAACGUCUGCAUCUGUCAUUCAUGAAGCAAAGAUAAAAGCCACCUUGACUGCAAGCCUAGCGAUUUAUUCCUUGCUCCAGUGUCUCCAGGAAAGGGCCCAGAAAGACGUGGAACUGUUGGUGCUCUUAAUUACGACCAGCAUGGGAUACCAGGUGGAAAGCAGCACUUUUCAGUACCUCCUUGGAUGUCCAGAAAUUAACUUCAUGAUAAAUGAAAUGCAAAUGGGACAUAAGGAGUAUCUGAAUCUGAAGGAGCAAGAUGUUUACAGAGCCCAGGCCUUCCUGCUGCUGACGGGUCUAAAUGUAACACCUGAACACAAAAAGGUGUCCCCUGAGCAGAAGACUAAGCGUUUAGGUUUCAUGGAAGAUCAAAUGAAAAACUUGUGGUCCACAGAGAUAAAAACUCUCCUCGAGAAGCACAGUGCAUCCAAAGACUGGGAGAUGCUGGACAGUGACUUGCAUUCCUUCAUCAAUGGGCACCUGGAUGACACAUGUGACGACGUGAAAAAACACAAUAUAAUCAAAGACAUAAAAGACACUUUUCAAAGAACAGAGCCUUCCAGUCAGUCCAAAUCCAAACCUGAUGGCAGCAAAUCCAAAGCAAAUCAAGCCAUUGCAAACCAAGAGUUCCUCCACUUACUUCAGCGCCUUGGACUAGAAAGUCACUAUCCAAAAAAGAUGGGGACAGAAGAUUUCCACAUCAUAUACAAAACAUCUUUACAUGACAGCCAGCCCAGCAAGGACAAUGAACUACCAUUUUACUUCUUGCAAAAGCUAUUAACCGUGGAUUAUCGGGUGCGGUACCUGACUUGCAAGGAUGAGAGCAACCCAGGACCCACACCCGUGCAGGAACCCUCGGAUUCCUUUGAUGACUUUUUCACUGAUUUGGAGGAAGAAGCCCCUGAAUCUGCAGCCGGGGGCAGACGUGUGCACCCCAUGGACCUCCAGAUGGCAAUUUUUCAUUGCGCUGAUGAUUUCAUGAGGCAGUACAUUUCCACAAAGCUUGCCUUCUGUCAGUUUGCGCUACCUCUGCUGGUACCAAACCCGUGCACUUCACAGAUAGAGUUCCCCAUCUGGUCCCUCAGCCAAAUCAAAAAGAGCUGGAAAGGGGCUGAGAAAUCGGGAAAGCAGGCCAUAAUUAGCAGUUACAAGAACAAGCUCAUUUAUCAGGCAGAGACACCCAUCGUGUCCUUCAUACGGAUCGGCAGUUCUCCCUCCUCUUCCAAGUCUCAGAUCCUGAAUGCUCUGCUGAGCAAAAAAAAGCAUGACACUUUCUUCCACCGACAUUGCAAAGGCAGCACCAAAGACUGUUUGCUGAUGCAAGGUGUUGUGGAGAUCUCCUGGUACUGUCCCCGCGGCAGCGACGAUGACAGCUUUGACUGCUGUGUUGCUUUCUGUAACCUGCACGGAGAUGCGAGGGAUCACGAAGAGCAGCUGCAGUUUUUACAGGAGAUAUCUGCUGUGAACGUGGCUUUCGUGUCCGAGUCUGAUCAGAGUGACAAGAAAGGGAUGAAAAUUUUACGUGACCUGUGGCAGUCGCAGAGGCCUUUGGUUUGCCUUUUCACUGAAAAAGAGAAUGUUGCAGCUGGCCGAUCUAGCCAGAACAUAAGAAUAGGUAUAAAGAACAGAAAUGAAGCAGAAUUAAUGGAUGAGCUGACAAAAACAAUCAGGGAUCUCCUGGAAAAGUCUAACAUGCUUUUAAGCCUUGAAGCCUGCCUGGACAGAGCUCGCAAGCACGGAUUCGUAGUCGAUGAAGAUACAGACGCGUGUGUGAUGGCCAAACAAAAGGCAGAGGCGCUGGUGAAGCUUCUGAAGAAAGAGAAGUUGUUUGAGAUCAAAUCCCAGCUACUGCCUCUUCAAGGAAAACUGUGGUACAUGUGGUGCAAAAAGGACAAAGAACUCACUCGCCUGCAGGAGAAGAGGAACAAGAGCAUAGAGCAUCAUCGGAGCCAAAUUGAAUUAGAGAAGUCAGCCAUAAGAAAAAAGCAGCUGAACAAAGCAUUCCCCCUCAAUGAGCUGAUGAAGUCAGUCCUCAGCUUUCUCCAGUCACAGCCAGCAGAUACCAAGAAAUACUUCCUGCAGUGGAUGAAGGUCUUUAUGGAUGACCUGUCCUCCGAUCGCCUUGACGAACUGAGGAGACAGUAUCACCAGUUAUGGUCUCAAAUCCUGUCCAUAAAGAAAAGCAGCGAAAAAACCAAUCUGAAACCUAUGUUGAUGAGUAAGUUAGAUGCCCUCUCCAAUGAAAUCAACGAUUCGUCCAUUGGCCUCGAGCAUAUUUUGAGAGAGGUAGGGCAGAUUUAUGAAGCUCUGGAAUCAAUGAAAUCAAAGGAUAAAUGUUUUGUCAAACUACCUGAAAUUGCAGCUGAUCUGAUGGUUUCAGGGUAUCCCAUCGAGCUGAUGGAUGGUGAUGCUUCUUACGUACCAUUACGAUGGGUCGGGGCAAUCUUUGACAAAUUAAUUGAGAAGCUGGGAGACAAACGAGUAUUUGUUCUCUCGGUGCUUGGCAUCCAGAGCACAGGGAAGUCAACCCUGUUGAAUGCCAUGUUUGGUCUUCAGUUUAAUGUCAGUGCAGGGAGAUGCACCCGGGGAGCGUUUAUGCAGCUAAUUAAAGUGGAUGAGAAGCUGCAACAGGAUUUGGACUUUGAUUACAUGCUUGUUGUUGACACAGAGGGACUUCGUGCCAUAGAGUUGGCCAAUAAACAGUCCCUUAAUCAUGACAACGAGCUGGCCACCUUUGUUAUUGGCAUUGGCAACUUGACUCUGAUCAAUAUCUUUGGGGAAAAUCCUUCAGAAAUGCAAGAUGUCCUUCAGAUCGCUGUGCAGGCUUUUCUGAGGAUGAAGCAAGUAAAUCUUUCCCCAGGCUGCCUGUUCGUACACCAAAAUGUGGGAGAAAUAACUGCCAAGGAACAGAACAUGGAAGGACAAAGACGUCUGCAGGAAAAGCUGGAUGAAAUGACUGUGACAGCUGCCCAGCAGGAAUUCUGUGAUGUCUCCUGCUUCAGCGACGUCAUCAGCUUUGACGUGAACACCCACAUUCAUUACUUUGCUCACCUGUGGGAAGGAAACCCCCCAAUGGCACCGCCCAACCCCACCUACAGCCAGAAUGUCCAGGAAUUAAAGAGCAAAAUUCUCCAAGCUGCCAAGAAGGAGUCGCAGGGCAGUGUUUUGAGGCUCUCGAGCUUGAAAGUUCGAAUUAGUGACCUCUGGAACGCUUUGCUGAAUGAAAACUUCAUUUUCAGCUUCAAGAAUUCAGUGGAGAUUGCUGCAUACAAGAAACUGGAAACCGCAUUUAGUGAGUGGACCUGGCAGCUGAGGAGUCACAUCUUAGAUUUGCAAAUGAAACUGGACAAUAAAAUUCGGAAUGGGGACUUGCAGAGGGUCACCGCAGACUACCUUGAAAAACUAGUGCAAGGGACAAGUGAUGCCAUCACGAAAAACAUGGAAAAGUAUUUCAGUGAAGACAGAGACUGUGAGAUACUGGUCCAGUGGAAAGGCAGCACGGAACUGAAGCUGAAAGAACUAAAAGACUCUCUUCUUCUUGAAACUAGAAAGAAGUGCGAGAAUCUUAUUGAGCUAAAGAAGAACCAGUGUAAACUGGAUGAAAGGAAGUCAGAAUACGAAAACGAGCUCCUGAAAAGGAGCAGGCAUUUGGCUCUGACCCUAAAAGGCCAGAGACUAAGUGAAAGAGAACUGAGAAGCAGCUUUAUUGCUCUCUGGGCAACCUGGGUCGCUGAAGUCUCCUCUGCAGCUCCUCCUCUGGAACACGUUGAUAUCGAUGUGGAAAUAGAAGAUGUCCUUCUAGAUUACUUUAGGGAGCCUAAAUUACAUGAACGAAUCAGGGCAUUUCCCAAACACAAAGUAUUUUCUGUUGACUUGGAGAAACAUGUCCCUAAGAAAAAACGUUGGGGCUUCUUGACUACGAGUUUUGAUGAUGCUGAUUUGAGCAACAUACAGCGCAUUACAGACAACAUCAUUGACUGUGUGAAGGCAAACAUUGAUAAGAAGGAAAAGGAGAAAAGGGAUUACAACCGAAGUUUUAUUCAUGAAAUACUGAAGGAAGUACAGAAAGGUAUGAACUCUGUCCCUGACAGUGCAAAAUACAGUUUUAAUAAAGAUUACAGAAUAGAUUUGUCACUGUAUCUGUGCAACAUGGCAGCAGAAAGGUUUAAAGCCUUGCACUUAGCAUUCAAAAAAGCAAACGAUCCAACCAUCUACCUGGAGAGCAAGAGAGAAGAUUUCUUUAAAUGUUUCCAGAUAUCCUGCCAAGGAGCCACUUCUAUCACAACAUUCGCUGUUUUCCUGUGUGACAAGAUUGCCCCCGCUCUCCAACAGGCAGUCUAUGAGAAGACGGCUCUUGCCAUAGCUCGGGACAUGAAGGGUAAAAUCCCAGAUUUCAGUGGCAACAGAUCCUCUCUGGAAGUCUGCCUACUGAGAUACAUGGCGGAAAAAGAAAAUUUUGAGAAUUUCAAGGAGUACCUUAAUUGCCCAGGAGACUUUUUACGGAGUUACAUAAAGAAACGUGUUGAGACGUACUGCUUAGAUAAGAACAGGAGGCUGGAGAAGUUUUUAGACGACUCCCUUAGUCACUGCUAUGAAAGCAUUCAGUCAGCCGUUUUUGCAUCAACCAACAUUGUCAAAGACAGGCAAGACAGAAAUGACAAAAUCUCUCUUUGGCUGGAUGAAUUUUGCAGCGCACUUGGAGAGGUGCUAAGCCUGCCCAGAAGGGAGCUGAAGGGCAUUGAGCAUCAGGAGAUAACAGACAUAGAGUUCCUGAAUAAUGCCAUGACAGAAGCGCUGUCUGCCGUGAAGGAUCAGCUCAAGGAAGAGCUCGCUACUGCUGAUAUGAGCUCCUUUGAAAGGCAGCCUUACGAAAUCCUGGCGGAACAGUUUGCAGGGUGCUGGGAGCAGUGUCCCUUUUGUGGGGCUGUUUGCACAAACACCAUGCCGAAUCACGACGGAGACCAUCAGCUUGUUUUCCACCGUCCGCAAGUUUUGACUGGAUACAGGUGGUACAAAACAGACAAUCUGGUCAUCGAUAUUUGUUCUAGUAGCGUUGCAAGUGACUGUUCAUUCAGGAUUGGUGAAGACACAUGGAUCCCCUACAAGAGAUACCGGGAUGCAGGAUCUCCAUAUUCCACUUGGAACAUUCCUCCUGAUCCGUCCAUGCAAGCGUACUGGAAAUGGUUUGUGUCUCAUUUCAGGACAGAGCUAGAAAGGCGGUACAAUGGGAAAUUUCAAGGCAAAGGAGAAAUACCUGCUUCGUGGCAGAUAAUUACAAAGCAGGAAGCGCUGGAUGAACUGGGGAAGCUUUAGGCCAAGUCGAUAUGAAGGAAAAACCACAACUGCUUUGUAUUUUAGAAGAACAUAGAAUCACAGAAUCUUCAUGGUUGGAAAGGACCCUUAAGAUCAUCAAGUCCAACCAGACAACCUACAAUCUCUGCCACUAGAGCAUGCCCUGAAGUGCCACAUCCAGACGUUCCUUAAACACCUCUAGGGAUGGGGACUCAGCCCCCUCCCUGGGCAGGCUGUUCCAGUGCCUGACCACUCUUUCAGUAAAGGAAUUUCUCCUGAUAUCUAACCUAAACCUCCCCUGCCGCAGCUUCAGCCCAUUUCCUCUGGUCCUGUCAUUAUUCCCCUGGGAGAAGAGGCCAACCCCCACCUCUCUGCACCCUCCUUUCAGGGAGUUGUAGAGGGCAAUGAGGUCUCCCCUCAGCCUCCUCUUCUCCAAGCUCAACAUGCCCAGCUCCCUCAGCCUCUCCUCAGAUGCCCUGGUCUCCAGAGCCCUCACCAGCCUGGUCGCUCUCCUCUGGACACGCUCCAGCACCUCAAUGUGCCUCUUGUACAGCGGGGCCCAGACCUGAACACAGCACUCGAGGUGAGGCCUCACCAGUGCCCAGUACAGAGGCACCAUCACUUCCCUGCUCCUGCUGGCCACGCUAUUCCUGAUACAAGCCAGAAUACUGCUGGCCUUCUUGGCCACCUGGGCACACUGCUGGCUCGUGUUAAGCUGGCUCCACCAGCACCCCCAGGUCCUUUUCUGCCGGGCAGCUUUCCAGCCACUCUGCCCCAAGCCUGUUGCGUUGCUUGGGGUUGUUGUGGGUGACAUGCAGGACCGAGCACUUGGCCUUAUUAAACCUCAUCCCAUUGGCCUUGGCCCAUCGAUCCAGCCUGUCCAGGUCCCUCUGUAGAGCCUUCCUACCCUCCAGCAGAUCAACACUCCCACCUAGUUUGGUGUCGUCUGCAAACUUACUGAGGGUGCACUCAAUCCCCUCAUCCAGAUCAUUGAACAUAGUAGAAGUCUAUCCACAAAAUAUUGUUGUCACGACUACGACCCCAAGCCGCAUGAAGAAAACGAUAUCUAAUUGCUCACAAAGUGGGGUGAAAUAAGGCAUGCUACUCCUGCCAUUGCUCAGAAACUCCUACUAUUGCUCAGAAACUCCCUUGCUUCAUGCUGAAGCCAGAAUCCUUUUCCCUCCUUGCCGUAAACAUUUACCUCUGCUUUGUCUUAGAGAAAAAAAAACAGCACAAAAACCCAUCCCUGCAGCGAGCAGUCAUAUGGCCAGGAUUAAGACCAAGUGCCAGAUGAAGAGCAAAGGCAGCAUUAGAAAAUACCAGUUUUGUCAGCUGCUGUGAGAAAAUAUGUGACACUGGCAAAAAAUUAGUUUUCCUGCAGCAGGUACUGUAAGAGAUGGACUGUAAAUUCCCUGAGGAGGGGCAGAAGGCCCUCCAAGCCUUCAAUGGAAUGCCUCAAACACUCGCAAGGAAAUAAAUAAUGCAGGCCUGGCCUUCAAAGAACUGAUAAGGCUCACGCUUCUGGUGCCCGAAAGCGUGGGAGAACUGCCUUGUGAAGCAGCAAAAACCGCCAACCACCUCACUGGUACAGUCCCAGCUGGUCCCGUGUGCUCCAGACCAUGGCUCCGUUGCCACCAGCCUGUUUUGACAGCACAAACACUAACAUCACACACUGCUGAGGAAGCUGCAAAGACACGUGAGUCUCUGCAUCUGUCAUACAAAGGCCAUGCCACUCCUGUGGUGAGCUCACUAGUUCUCAGUUCUCAAGGCCAUUGUGUCCGAUAAGUGACCUUUGCUUCAUUAUCCGCGCAAUCUUUGAAAGGUCAUGGAGAACAGGAGAGGUGCCUGAGGACUGGAGGAAGGCCAAUAUCACUCCAGUCUUCAAAAAGGGCAGGAAGGAGGACCCAGGGAACUACAGACCAGUUAGUCUCACCUCCGUCCCUGGGAAGGUAAUGGAGCAACUCAUUCUGGAUGUUGUAUCCAAGCAUGUUCAGGAGCAGGAAGUUAUUGGAAGUGGUCAACAUGGAUUUACCAAGGGUAAAUCAUGCUUGACCAAUCUCAUGGCCUUCUAUGAUGUUAUAACUGGUUGGCUGGACGAGGGCAGAGCAGCAGAUGUCAUCUACCUUGACUUCAGCGAGGCUUUUGACACUGUCUCUCACAACAUCCUCCUUCGGAAACUGAGGAAGUGUGGACUAGACGAGGGGACAGUGAGGUGGAUUGAGAGCUGGCUGUGUGACAGGACUCAGAGGGUUGUGAUUAAUGGAGCAGGGUCGAGUUGGAGGCCUGUAACCAGUGGUGUCCCCCAGGGGGUCAAUCCUUGGACCAGUAUUGUUUAACGAAUUCAUCAAUGACCUGGACGAGGGGACGGAGUGUAUGCUCAGCAAGUUUGCUGAUGAUACCAAACUGGGUGGGGUGGCCGACACUCCAGAGGGCCGUGUUGCCAUCCAGCAUGACCUAGACAGGCUGAGGAGCCGGGCAGAGAAGAACCUCAUGAGGUUCAACAAGGGCAAGUGUAGGGUCCUGCACCUGGGAAGGAAGAAUGUCAGGCACCAGUAUAGGUUAGGGGUGGACCUGCUGGAAAGCAGCUCUGAAGAAAAGGAUCUGGGGGUCUUGGUAGACAGUAAAUUAUCCAUGAGCCAGCAAUGUGCCCUUGUUGCCAAGAAGGCCGACGGAAUUCUGGGCUGCAUAGGGAAGAGUGUGGCCAGUAGGUCAAGGGAGGUCAUUCUCCUCCUUUACUCUGCCCUGGUGAGGCCACAACUGGAAUACUGUGUCCAGUUCUGGGCUCUUCAGUUCAAGAGAGACCGGGAACUACUGGAGAGAGUCCAGUGAAGGGCAACUAAGAUGAUUGAGGGGUUGGAGCACCUCCCUUAUGAGGAAAGGCUGAGAGAGCUGGGACUCUUUAGCCUGGAGAAGAGAAGGCCGAGGGGGGACCUGAUUAAUGUUUACAAGUACCUAAGGGGUGGGUUUAAGGAGGAUGGAGCCAGACUCUUUUCAGUGGUUCCCAGUAACAGGACGAGGGGUAACGGGCACAAGCUGGAACAUAGCAAGUUCCGAUCAAAUAUGAGAAAAAACUUUAUGGCGAGGGUGACAGAGCCCUGGAACAGGCUGCCCAGGGAGGGUGUGGAGUCCCCUUCUCUGGAGACUUUCAAGACCCGCCUGGACGCAGUCCUGAGUGAUGUGCUCUGGGCAAUCCUGCUCUAGCAGGGGAGUUGGACUGGAUGAUCUCUAGAGGUCCCUUCCAAAUCUGAAAAAUUCCGUGAUUCCGUGAAAUGCAUAGGAAAGCGCACACCCUGCAUACGCUAAUGAAGAUUACAGAGACCAUGCUAAACACGUAUGACUACGGCACUCCUCUCUCCACCCAAAUCAUGCUCCAUGUCACCUGGGAGAAGGGAGAAACCCGAGCCAAGGCUGUCCUUGGCAAGGGGGGUGGACUGUGCUAAUUCAGCAAACGGAAAAGGGGAAAACAAGUGCCCCUGGAGGGGAACAAAGAAGAAACAAAAGAAGAAGAUAGUGCCUGGGAAUAUGCUUCCCAAGAAAGAAGACCGUACCUGGGAAGAUUCCUCCCAAGAAAGAAGACCGUACCUGGGAAGAUUUUUCCAAGAAAGAAGAAGAUUGUGCCUGGGAAGAUUCCCUGAAAAAGAUGCUGGAACCAGGACCGGUGAUCUCUUUAGCUCUGUCUUUUUCUCGGUCUUUUCCUGUCUCUAUCCCUCAGUUUCUCUUUUCUCUUAGAAUUGUUAAGUAAUGGUUAGAGUUGUUAACUAACGACCUUAAGUACGACCUUAAGUACCGCUUGCCAUAGUUGUCCUGUGCCUGCCGUUAGUAACAGAACCCAUACCUCACCAUGUGCCGUCCUUUGUCAUACACCUAACCGACUACCGUGGACUUGUUAAGACCUACACUAACCAUUUUGGGAAGGAAAUAAAUGUUUCUAUAUGCACCUGGAGAUUUAUCUCACCUUAGUCCAUGCCGUUGGGAAUUUACGAAUCUGAAGUCACUUACCCUUUUAUGGCCCACUUUCCUGGGAGUGGGACGUGACAGGUACUUGUCACGUUUAAAGACAGGGCUGCGGGAUCUGAGAGCAGCUUGACAUUGGUGGCGAGCUGUGUUCUUCUGCGUUUCGGGAUUAUCAGUCCCUUAUCGAUCCCUUACUGAUAAACUGAGCUGGUACUCAGAUCAGUAGACAGAAGAGUCUCCGAUGUCACCUCCAAUGUCAUCAGUUAUCACAACAGCCUCCAUGGAUUUAGGAUAUUCAGUAUACUUCACAUGUUAGGGUGAGCUGCUCCUACGCAGGUGCCUGGGCCUGGCGAAUUUACCUCCAGCUCUUAGCCACGAUAGCAACUCCCUUGCCAUUUGCUUCGCUGUUGAGCAAAAGCCUUUGUAUGACCGAUGUGGAGACUUACGUGUCUUUGCAGCUUCCUCAGCAGUGUGUGAUGUUAGUGUUUGUGCUGUCAAGGCAGGCUGGUGGCAAUGGAGCCAUGGUCUGGAGCACACGGGACCAGCUGGGACUGUACCAGCGCGGUGGUUGGUGGUUUUUGCUGCGCAGUUCCUAUGACCCCGCUGGAAAUCCAAGAACCAAGCCCACCUGGAGAGUUGCUAAAGUGGUUAGUCAGUAUAAUCUCUUGUUGUCUUUGCUAAUAAACUUGUUGUGGUGGA